ACAGUUGAUAAGACUAUUACCUUGAAAUGCCCUAGCCUGAUUUUUGCCUUUCAACCACCACCACCACCUCCUCACUUUCCCCGCACUCUCCUCCAUUCGCCGCCGGCUUCAUGGUCUCGCCGGCGCCGGCUCUGCUCUCCAGGUCUUACGCUCUCCCAAACGGAGGUUGUCUUGUUGCUCCCAAUGAGAACCUACGCCGGCUUGCUGCUCGGUGCUCACAUUUUCAGAUAACCCGAUCAGGGUUUGGUGGCUUGAAUCAAUCGCCAAAAGUCUUGAAUGAUGAUCGUGCAGUUCCCUCAGAAGGAUUGUCCCCAGUGGCAGGAGGAAUUGUUGCUCUAGGAAAGUUUGAUGCCCUUCACAUUGGUCAUCGAGAACUUGCAAUCCAAGCAUCAAAGAUUGGAUCGCCAUUUCUUUUGUCAUUUGUUGGAAUGGCAGAAGUACUUGGUUGGGAACCUAGGGCUCCUAUAGUUGCCAAAUGUGAUCGGAAGCGAGUGCUGUCCUCUUGGGCCCCAUAUUGUGGUAACAUCGCCCCUGCUGAGUUUCACAUUGAUUUUUCAAGUGUUCGGCAUCUCACACCUCAAGAAUUUGUUGAGAAAUUAUCCAAAGAUCUAGGAGUGCGUGGAGUUGUAGCUGGUGAAAACUAUCGAUUUGGGUACAAAGCUAGUGGUGAUGCAUCAGAACUUGUGAGGCUAUGUAAAGAAUACAAUAUGGGGGCUUACAUAAUAAAUUCAGUUAUGGACAGAAAUCACUAUUCCCAAAAUACAAACUCUAGUGAUUUGAAAGAUAGGGGGCAAGUCUCGUCUACUCGUGUUCGUCGUGCCCUUGCUGUAGGAGAUAUGAAAUAUGUAUCAGAGCUUUUGGGUCGUCCGCAUCGACUCAUAUUGAUGGCAAAAUCUCAGGAACCAUUUACUUUCAGUAGAAACAAAGUGUCUGCUUCGAAGUUGUCUUUGUUAAAUCUUGCACCGAAAGAGGGUCUGUACAAGAAUUGUUCUGUUUUUGUUGGGGAUGAAAAAAUAGAAUCAUGUAGAGUAGUAAUUGACGCGGCAUACAUCCAUAUAGAAAUGGACGAUGUAGGUUCAUGUAGUUCAUCCGGUACACGAGAUUUCCAGCUGUUAAGCAUUGAAUUUGGUAACCUGCACUCUUGAUUUUGUUUAAUUUCAUGUACUCAUUUGUUCCAAGUCUAAGAAAGAAUGGGCAUAUGUAUGGAGCGCUAAGUUAAAAAGGCAUUGUAAUUAUUAGUAAUUUAUUAUAAAGUAUUCUUUUAGUUUGUACAUAACAUUCCAUAUGGUUUAUUGGGCAAGUGUUUUACAGUGUGUUUGAAUGUCU
Ziziphus jujuba (common jujube) is the source of this 1326-nucleotide messenger RNA. Its product is annotated as FAD synthetase 1, chloroplastic. The record is from RefSeq and is a predicted model, not a curated record. The transcript is spliced from 7 exons. Gene Ontology annotation, cellular component: endoplasmic reticulum. NCBI's taxonomy places the organism in Eukaryota, Viridiplantae, Streptophyta, Magnoliopsida, Rosales, Rhamnaceae. Bases 111 to 1145 code for a protein of 344 amino acids. Gene Ontology annotation, molecular function: FMN adenylyltransferase activity; protein C-terminal S-isoprenylcysteine carboxyl O-methyltransferase activity. Gene Ontology annotation, biological process: C-terminal protein methylation; riboflavin biosynthetic process.